GGGCACACUGCGGCUAUCCACAGGCUCCAUGUCUAGUUAUUGAAUCUGCUCAAUCAGACUCAGCGAAGCAUCUGCCGGUUUCCCGGCCCCCGCUGAAAUGCCUCGCCAGUAUCCGCUAACUAAGCACCACUAAGCACCGCUAAGCACCGCUAGUUAAGCUUCGCAUGGAUUGUAGGCAUCCACGCUUUGAUCACGACCGGAAUACGCUUGGUCCACUCUGAAUCCAGUCUGCGAGGUUGAAAUAUAAUCCAAGUGUCCAUCGUCCUUUCAUGAGCUUUCAAGGUCCUCUCGCACAACGGGUAUAAUGCUGAAACCCACGACCAUGGCCAUCACACGGCUACAACAUAUCAAUCCCUCAUUCUCUCAUCCCCAUGUCUUCCUUCAACGCUUCCAACGUGGACCUUAGCACGGCCAGCAAGGAGGAUGUCCUCUGCUAUUUGGCCCUCUCUGAAAAUGACUACAAUGGCCACCUCGGAGCGCGCAUCUCCUCCAUUUUUGUGAUUCUCUUCGUUUCCACUGCCUUCACCUUUUUCCCGGUUGUCGCCAAACGAAACCCAGGAUGGAAAAUCCCGCACAGCGUCUACCUCUUCGCCCGGUAUUUCGGUACUGGAGUUAUUGUGGCGACAGCGUUCAUCCAUUUGCUGGAUCCCGCAUACAGCAGCAUUGGUCCGAAUACCUGCGUCGGCAGUUCCGGUCACUGGGGUGAUUAUUCCUGGUGUGCUGCCAUUGUUCUGACGUCGGUCAUGAUUAUCUUCCUGAUGGAUCUGGCUGCAGAGGUAUAUGUUGAGCACAAAUACGGCGUUGAACGAGACGAGUCGGCCACGGAUGCAAUCCUCACUUCCAACCCCCAUGCUCACGCCGGUGCCUCUGACGAAAGACCGACACCAACGAGGAGCAAAAGCAACGAACUUUUCUCUGACGAUAGCUCGAACGCAGAACGAUCAUUCCGGCAACAGAUUGCCGCCUUCCUGAUCCUGGAGUUUGGCAUCAUCUUCCACUCUGUCAUUAUCGGCCUGAACCUAGGCGUCACAGGCGAGGAAUUCGCUACACUCUACCCUGUUCUGGUUUUCCAUCAAUCGUUCGAAGGACUGGGAAUCGGUGCGCGGAUGUCUGCUAUUCCAUUUGGUCGACACAAAUGGCUUCCUUGGGUGUUAUGCCUGGCAUACGGACUCACCACGCCUAUUUCCAUUGCCAUCGGGCUGGGCGUGAGGACGACAUACAAUCCCGAUUCCAAGGUUGCCUUGAUCGUCCAGGGUGUUUUGAACGCGGUAUCGGCUGGGAUUUUGAUCUACAGCGCACUGGUAGAGCUGUUGGCGAGGGACUUCUUGUUCGAUCCGUGCCGGACGAAGCGUCGGUCUCAAUUGUUGUACAUGGUGUUUUGUAUGUUAUUGGGCGCGGGUAUCAUGGCAUUGAUUGGGAAGUGGGCGUAAAAGUGUUUCUGAAAAGCAGGUCGAAGGACUUCUCUGCAGACCGUCUUUGCUUCUGUUGAAUGUGCUGUACGUCAGUUUAGACUGACGAGCAAGUUGUCACUAUAGUCAUAUUCCCAUAAA
Messenger RNA from Aspergillus glaucus CBS 516.65, 1550 nucleotides. RefSeq names its product high-affinity Zn(2+) transporter ZRT1 (gene zrfA). Gene Ontology annotation, cellular component: plasma membrane. The coding region runs from base 372 to 1430 and encodes 352 amino acids. The transcript has a single exon. Gene Ontology annotation, molecular function: high-affinity zinc transmembrane transporter activity. The record is from RefSeq and is a predicted model, not a curated record. Lineage: Eukaryota; Fungi; Ascomycota; Eurotiomycetes; Eurotiales; Aspergillaceae. Gene Ontology annotation, biological process: zinc ion import across plasma membrane.